This is a messenger RNA of Zalophus californianus (California sea lion), 2420 nucleotides long. RefSeq names its product regulator of G protein signaling 16 (gene RGS16). The coding region runs from base 150 to 758 and encodes 202 amino acids. The transcript is spliced from 5 exons. The record is from RefSeq and is a predicted model, not a curated record. NCBI's taxonomy places the organism in Eukaryota, Metazoa, Chordata, Mammalia, Carnivora, Otariidae.
GCCGCGACUCCGCGCGUGCUGCCUGAUCCAGCUAAAGCGCCUUGACUAGUGCCGCCCGCCGCCCCUGCCCCUCUGCCUCUUCACGUUCGCGGAGACCACUGGAGCCCGUCACCAUCCUCCCCACGACGUGCUGCCCUGAACCCGCAGCCAUGUGCCGGACCCUUGCCGCCUUCCCCACCACCUGUCUGGAGAGAGCCAAAGAGUUCAAGACACGGCUGGGGAUCUUUCUUCACAAAUCAGAGCUGGGCUCUGAUACUGGGAGUGUUGGCAAGUUCGAGUGGAGCUGCAAACACAGCAAAGAGGGCAGAAACUUCUCAGAAGAUGUGCUGGGGUGGAAAGAGUCAUUUGACUUGCUACUGAGCAGUAGAAAUGGUGUGGCUGCCUUCCACGCUUUCCUGAAGACGGAGUUCAGUGAGGAGAACCUGGAGUUCUGGCUGGCCUGUGAGGAGUUCAAGAAGCUCCGGUCAGCUACCAAGCUGGCCUCCCGGGCUCACAAGAUCUUUGAGGAAUUUAUCUGCCGUGAAGCCCCCAAAGAGGUGAACAUAGACCACGAGACCAGGGAGCUGACCAGGAUGAACCUGCAGGCUGUCACGGCCACAUGCUUCGAUGUGGCUCAGGGGAAGACUCGCACCCUGAUGGAGAAGGACUCCUAUCCACGCUUCCUGAAGUCCCCUGCUUACCGGGACCUGGCGGCCCGAGCCUCGGCCACCGCUGCCUCUCCAGCCAGCGGCGGCCCCGCAGAGCCCUUGCACACUUGAGCCUCCUGGCAGUGAGGGAGCCAGCCGGGAGGAGAGGUGGGGUCACCCAUCCCUGGGGCAGAUUCUACCAAACAAAUGCGAGAGGACAGCGAAGGAAGAUGCCCAUCUGGCAGACUCUCCUCCAGAUACUGUGGGACUGGAUUCCAUGCAUGAGAGGGUCCCCCCCACCCCCCCCUCCAGGGCCGGCACUUAAGGGCCGAAGGGGAGGGUUGUGUGGGGCUCUCCGGGGAAAGGGAAGGUGGUGAAGGAGUUACCAUUGGCUUUUGUCGUUUUCCACGGGGCAAGAAAUAUUCCGGGGUGGUUUGGGAAACACGGAUAAAGGAAACUUGAAAAUGAGACAGAGCAAGACGACCAGAUCAGCUCUAAUGCCUGGCGAGGAGCUGACUCAGACGGCACCCCGUUUCCCUAGUUCCCAGGCUGUCAGGCCCAGAAGGGAGCUGCGGAUGCGGUGCCUUCCCACUCUGUCCUCCUCACCUGCCUCUGGGCUGCCCGGGGCCCCCUUAGCUUGCACUUCUUCCCAUUCCUGUGUCCAGCCUCACGGUCUUCUCAAGGCCAGAGAACCAAUUUGACCCUUGCCCAAAAUGAGAUUUUUUUUUUAUACCUCAAAAACUGGCCUUUGGAGCCCCUUUCCCACAUCGGUAGAGAGCCUGGAAAAGGGGCCAUCUUGCUCCUGGGAAAUUGAUCUUGGUGCUCUUGGUGACCUUUGCAGGCGGUCCCCGAACCUGUGCUGGCAGCAAGGUCCACGUGUGGGCAGGGCCCGCGAGGGCCUGUUGCGGGGGUGGGCCCUCCCUCGGCCCCGGCCCCGGCCCCGGCCCCGGGCUGCCCUGGACCGUAGGGCCCAUGGGGAGGACGGUGUGGGGCCUCUGCAGUGUGGAAUGAGGGAGAAAAGGAUCCUAAGACAUCUCUUGGCAGUUCCCAAAAGUUCCGUUGAAAUCAAGCCAGUAUCUUUUGUGGGUGUGAGAACAGGGAGAAAAGAUGCCCAGAAUGGAAGGGGAACCUUAUGUCUCUUUCCUGUGGGUGUGAGGUGCACUUACCGGAGGCUGGGGAGAAGUUGGACCAGGGACCACGAUGGCCCUCGGAAGACAGAAGCCGGGGGUGCAGCUGGAGAGAGAGGCUGCUUGGAAGAGCCGGACUGGGGGAAAUCAGAACGCGCUGUCACCUCAGGGCAACACCAAACACACAUUUUUGUGGUGGGACUUCUGCACGAGCCCAGGCCCCGGAGGUGAAUGAACCAGGCAGCCCCCUUCUGCCCUAGGACAAGCAACACUGUUCUCUCUGCACUAUGAGCUCCUCCAGGAGAAAAUUAUUUUAAGUAUAAUGUGUGGUCGGUUUUGUGACCAUUGUCACAGCAUAUUAUUUUUAUUACUGUUGUGUUGUUGCUCCUGUUAUUUAUUAUUGUAAUUUCAGUUUGCCUCUGCUGGAGAAUCUCAGCAGGGGCUGGUCGCCUGACCGUCUCCCUCUCCACCAGACUCUACCUCUGAACGUGCUGGGAACCUCUGAGCACCUGUCAGGGGCUCAUCGCCGUUUAAAUAUUUAUUUAUUGUUGACAAUGGAGCUGGUUUCCUAGAUAGGAAUGAUGUACUUUAUCCUUGUUUCCCUGUUUCAGCAUGUUAUAGUCUUGUAAAAUAAAAAUAAAACCCAAAUAUGAGAUCCUGUCUGUAA